Onychostruthus taczanowskii (white-rumped snowfinch) is the source of this 3666-nucleotide messenger RNA. RefSeq names its product zinc finger and BTB domain-containing protein 8A-like. Gene Ontology annotation, molecular function: RNA polymerase II cis-regulatory region sequence-specific DNA binding; DNA-binding transcription factor activity, RNA polymerase II-specific; protein binding. The coding region runs from base 517 to 1959 and encodes 480 amino acids. Gene Ontology annotation, biological process: regulation of transcription by RNA polymerase II. Lineage: Eukaryota; Metazoa; Chordata; Aves; Passeriformes; Passeridae. The transcript has 3 exons. The record is from RefSeq and is a predicted model, not a curated record.
UGCCGGGGGGGCCGGGGCGCUGCCGCCGAGCCUCGCUCCCGGAGCCUUCGGUGGCGGCGGGGCCGGAACCCGGGCGGAGCGGGCGAGGCGGAAUCGCCGGUUCGAGGCGGAAUCGCCGGUUCGAGGUACGGCCGCGGUGGCAGCCGCAGCUGCUCUUGGCUCCUCGUGUUCCCGGAGCUGCCUGAAGGCUGCGCAGCUCCAGCGGGCGGCACGGGUCCAGCCCCGCAUCCUGCCCCGCAUCCUGGGGAUGGGGAUGCUCCCGGCUGGAGCACACCCGUCUGUGCCAAAUAAUGCGGUCUUGGCUUUGUCAUCCCUCUUGUCCUGUUGGAAAAUGAAUCCAUGGUUGAGCAUAUCGUAGUUUAAAUAUAUUUGUAUAUUUAAAUAAAUGCUAUUAUUUGGAAAGAUAGCUGUAAAAUUGGGUCUGACGUUUUUGGCUGAGUUACACAGCAUUGAAGUCAAGAGCGUAAUAAUUUUCUUCAUUUUUUUAGAACAACGUUUCAUUUCACCUUUUCUGGGAUGGAGAUUUCUUCUCAUCAGUUUCACCUCUUGCAGCAACUAAAUGAGCAGCGCAGGCAGGACUUGUUCUGUGACUGCAACAUCCUGGUGGAGGGCAAGGUGUUCAAAGCCCAUCGCAAUGUGCUGUUUGCCAGCAGUGGCUACUUCAAAAUGCUCCUUUCGCAGAGCUCGAAGGAGACGAGUCAGUCCACGACAGCCACUUUCCAGGCCUUUUCUCCUGACACCUUCACAGUUAUCCUAGAUUUUGUGUAUUCGGGCAAACUGUCCCUCACUGGUCAGAACGUGAUCGAAGUCAUGUCAGCUGCCAGCUAUCUGCAGAUGACCGAUGUGAUCAGCGUGUGUAAAACCUUCAUCAAGUCGUCGCUGGACAUCAGCGAGAAGGAGAAGGAUCGCUACUUCAGCCUGUCAGACAAAGACGUGAGUUCCAACGGCGUGGACCGAUCCUGUGUGUACAGCGGGGGGUGGAGGGCAGAGAGCAGCCCCCCACAUUCCCACUCGAGCCCAGACCCUGGGACUUGUAUGAUGGGCGGCAACGCUUGGAGCAAUUUCAACUAUUACCCCAGCUCUCAAAGAAAUGCCCAGCAGCAGCUGUCCAAACACGAGCAGCGGCAGGAUUCCAUCAAGAAAUCCCGGCACCUGGGGCUGCAGCAGCCCGCGGACGUCCCCCACUAUAAAUCCAGCAAGCUGGAGGACAGGGCUGCCGAGCCCGCCGGCCACGCCGCGCCGCCCGACGAGCAAGUUCACAUCGACGCGGAGGUGGAGGCUCCUCAUGUGGGCUUCCAGUUCGGCCAGGGGGCUGAGGUGAUGCCCAGGGGCUUGGCUGUGUCGCAGCAGGAGCACGAGUCACCCCGCUCCUCCAGUAAAUCCAAAUCCUCCAAAGCUGAGGAGCAGUACGGGAGCAUGCCCUCCAUCCUGGGAGUCAUGGGGAGCUGGGCUGAAGAUGACCUGGCCAGGAUGAGGUUCAAGUGUCCAUUCUGCAGCCACGUGGUGAAGAGAAAAGCUGACCUGAAGCGUCACCUUCGCUGUCACACGGGCGAGCGGCCGUACCCCUGCGAGGCGUGUGGGAAGAGAUUCAGCAGGCUGGAUCACCUCAGCAGCCAUUUUCGAACUAUCCACCAGGCGUGCAAGCCCAUCUGCAGGAAGUGCAAGCGCCACGUCACCGAGCUGACGGGCCAGGUGGUGCAGGAGGGCACCCGGCGCUACAGACUGUGCAACGAGUGCCUGGCCGAGGCUGGCAUCGACAGCAUCCGCAUUGACUUGGAGGCUGAGGCGCCCCUGGAGUUCCCGCAGGAUGGGGACAAAGAUUCCAGGUGGCACUACGGGGAGGACAACAGGUCUGAUGUGGAGAUCGUGGAGGACGGCUCGAGCGACUUGGUCAUUCAGCAAGUGGAUGACAGCGAGGAUGAAGCGGAGGAGAAGGAAGUGAAACCAAAUAUUAGGUAGUUGGAAGACAAGGAUUGGGAAUUCUGUGGAAGAGGGAGGAUGUACUGUGAGCAAAUGCCCUCUGCCAGCUGAUCCUACAGAGACAUGUGGUUGAACAGGUCCAGGCUUGCAUGUAUUUAUGGACACGUCAUUGAGGCCAUGCUGGUUUGUUAGCAGAACCCCCAUGUGUCGUUUGGUUAAAAAGAUCCAUCCUGAAAUUAGGGAUAAACAAGGAAACUGCAGGGUUACGUGGAUAAUUUUUACAGCAGGCAAUGGGGCACGUCUCAAAGCCUCUUGCAAGGAGGUUUGAAUACUUUUAAAAAGUUGCAGAUUAUUGUAAAUUGCCCAUUUUUUACACUUGGAGAGAGGUGGGGUUUUAUAUCACUGGGCUAUAAACAAAGUAUGAAAUUCCCCACACCAGAAAACCUCUCUUGAGUGUUCAGAAGUGAAGAGAAUCUUCCAUGAAAUUUUAUGACAUUUUCAUGUUAUGAUAAGGAAAACAACAGCUAAUUAAGAAAGAGCAUUUAAAAUGUUUUGGCACUUUUGUCUGGAAAAGGAUUUCUGUAAAAUUUAUUAGGAUAAGUCUUUAGUAGAUCAAAUGUUCAAGACUUACUUCUUUAAAAGAAAAUAAGCACAUAAAUGCUUAACACAUCAGAGACAAACUGAUUAAAAAUUCGGAUCAUUAAUUGAUGGCAGUAAAUGUUUGAGUCUCAAAAUUAGGAUCUCAGACUGGGCUGUUCUAAACUAUUAAAAUACUCUUUUUUUUAUAUUUGGAAACUUUUCAAAAGUGCCCAGACAUGAUGGGAUUGUUGGGGUGCAGGGCCAGGAGUUGCAUUUGGAUGAUCCUUGUGGGUCCCCUCCAGCUCAGGAUAUUGAAUUCUGUGCACCUUUUCCAGUCUGCACCACUGAGACCAAGAUGUACUGGAAGUUCUAGACACCAUAUUUGUGUCAUUUCACCCACAAACAGGCUACAGAGAUGAGUAAUGGUGAAGAAAUUUUAAUUCUUUAAGAAAUGAAGCUUGGUUUUGCUGCUUGGUGAGGUUCUCUUACCCAGCACUGUCAACAGGAGAGGAGGAGCAGGAGAUGCUCCUGGGGUCCUGCUGCUCUGCAUUCCUUGGACACACCUGAGUUUAUUCCAACUUUUGGGAUCAUGGAACUCAAUGGCUGUAGACUUAGAAAAUUAGAUCUAUUUUUUUUUCUUUUUUACAGCUUUGUAAGCAUGUUUGGCUGAACCCCAGGUUUCUUACACAACAAUCCCACAUACAUAUGUAUAUAUACUAUAUAACCUUUCCCAGGGACAGCUAAAAAGUCACUAUUUUAUUUUUAGUUGUGUAAAAAUUGUAUAACUUUCUUGUAUCAUCAUGACCAGAGAGUGCAGAAUUUUCAUUCCAGGCUGCAGGUGACCAACAAAUGACAACUGGAGAACUUCAUGCUAAAUUCAGUGUAAGCAUUAAGCACCCUCCUCUUCAUGGGAAGCAUCCCAAGGACACAAGAAGUGGUGUUUUAUUGUUCCUACAAAAGUUAUAAUUUAUUGGCUUAGGUUUGGGGUGGGGGUAACUUAAAAAUCUUCGUGAUUACCCAGAUGAAAACAUCUUAAACAAGACUUACACUUGAUUUUAUGGGACGUUUGGUCAGCAGCCCAAAAAUGGACUUGAUGUGAAAACAGACAUUUAAUUUCUUGGAGCUUUUAAACUCCUGAAAUGCCUGUUAUUAAAUGGCUUAGAAAUA